This is a messenger RNA of Aspergillus tanneri, 366 nucleotides long. RefSeq lists its product as uncharacterized. Lineage: Eukaryota; Fungi; Ascomycota; Eurotiomycetes; Eurotiales; Aspergillaceae. The coding region runs from base 1 to 366 and encodes 121 amino acids. The transcript has a single exon. The record is from RefSeq and is a predicted model, not a curated record.
AUGGACCAGGCAGGAUUGGAGUUUCGACGACUCGUGGUAGCCCUUCAAGCGGCUCAAGCCACAAAGGUGGUUGGCUGUCUUAUGGAUUGUAAAAUAUUGGCGUAUUCGACGAUCUGCCUGACCAUCAGAGAUGAUAACAUCGAGAUGCAUGCCGCAGAGCAGCCACCGCUUCUGUACCCGGGAAAUCCAACAGCAUCGACGGAUCGUACCGUCUGUCUCAGCACUCCGAGUUCGACCGUCUCACCUCCAAAGCUUGACAGUCAAUAUCUCCGCGAUUCUCCGGAGAACGUUCUACUCUGCAAAGAUAAUGGACGGGAUGCCACGACAGUGCUCGGUGACCAAGGCAUAGGCUCUGUGCCUUCAUGA